Molecule: messenger RNA, 1177 nt
Organism: Dipodomys ordii (Ord's kangaroo rat)
Lineage: Eukaryota; Metazoa; Chordata; Mammalia; Rodentia; Heteromyidae
Gene: Stard10
Product: StAR-related lipid transfer (START) domain containing 10
Exons: 6
Coding region: 124-999 (291 amino acids)
Molecular function (GO): lipid binding
Source: RefSeq, a predicted model, not a curated record
CUUGCAGGUCCCAGGAAGGUGGCGUCAGCAUCUGCUGCAGCCGCGUCGACGUUGUCGGAGUCUCGGCCGAGGACCCAGGAAAACCGGACUGGGACCAGGGCCCCGGGCCUCACCGCGCUCCCCAUGGAGAAGCCUGCAGCCUCCACAGAGUCCCCAGGGCCUCGACCAGUCCUGGGCCGAGAAAGUGUCCAAGUGCCGGACGACCAGGACUUCCAGAGCUUCCGGUCCGAGUGUGAGGCCGAGGUGGGCUGGAACCUGACCUACAGCAAGGCCGGCGUGUCAGUGUGGGUGCAGGCUGUGGAGAUGGAUCGGACUCUGCACAAGAUCAAGUGCCGGAUGGAGUGCCGUGACGUGCCAGCUGAGACGCUCUAUGACGUCCUACAUGACAUUGAAUACCGAAAGAAGUGGGAUAGCAACGUCAUUGAGACUUUCGACAUCGCCCGCCUUACUGUCAAUGCUGAUGUGGGCUAUUAUUCUUGGAGGUGUCCCAAGCCUCUGAAGAACCGUGAUGUCAUCACCCUCCGCUCCUGGCUCCCCAUGGGCGCUGAUUACAUCAUUAUGAACUACUCAGUCAAACAUCCUAAAUAUCCACCUCGGAAAGACUUGGUCCGAGCUGUGUCCAUCCAGACGGGUUACCUCAUCCAGAGCACGGGGCCCAAGAGCUGCGUCAUCACCUACCUGGCCCAGGUGGACCCCAAAGGCUCCUUACCCAAGUGGGUGGUGAAUAAAUCUUCUCAGUUCCUGGCCCCCAAGGCCAUGAAGAAGAUGUACAAGGCGUGUGUCAAGUACCCAGAGUGGAAGCAGAAGCACCAGCCGCACUUUAAGCCCUGGCUGCACCCGGAGCAGAGCCCGUUGCCCAGCCUGGCCUUGUCAGAGCUGUCCGUGCAGCAUGCAGACUCGCUAGAGAAUAUCGACGAGAGCUCCGUGGCAGAGAGUCGGGAGGAGCGAGUGGGUGGCGCUGGUGGCGAGGGCAGUGACGAUGACACCUCGCUCACCUGAGCACUGCCCCACUGCUCCUGCUGCACCGAAGGAGACUGGACUGGGGCUGAACCUGGGGCACAGAGCCUUCUGCACUUCUUCCCCUCCCCCACCCCACUUCCUGGGGGCUCUGGGCUCAGGCCCAGGUGGCACUGCGGCCUGGCUGGACACAGUCCCAAUAAACGAUCCCACAGCCUCA